Messenger RNA from Topomyia yanbarensis, 1345 nucleotides. RefSeq names its product zinc finger protein interacting with ribonucleoprotein K-like. The transcript has 3 exons. The record is from RefSeq and is a predicted model, not a curated record. Gene Ontology annotation, molecular function: DNA-binding transcription factor activity; RNA polymerase II cis-regulatory region sequence-specific DNA binding; zinc ion binding. Gene Ontology annotation, cellular component: nucleus. Gene Ontology annotation, biological process: regulation of transcription by RNA polymerase II. The coding region runs from base 42 to 1223 and encodes 393 amino acids. NCBI's taxonomy places the organism in Eukaryota, Metazoa, Arthropoda, Insecta, Diptera, Culicidae.
UAAAAAAAAUACAAUCUUGACUGAAAAUUUUCACUCGUGCGAUGUCGGCGGAACUGACUGGAGAAUGUACUCCGGAACUAAGCAAACGACUCUACACAAGGAGGGUUUCGUUGUGUCGGUUGUGCUUACAGGAUUACCCAAAAGACCAACUGGUAGAGAUUUUCGGACGAGGAUCUGACUGGAAGCGACGAAUUUUUUCAGCGGUCGGAAUCAAGCCUCACCGGAAAGACCAUUCGACACGACUGUGCCGCAAUUGUCAGACGAUGUUGGACGUGAUCAUUACCUUUCAGCAGAUAUGCCAACGAAUGAAUCAGCUUCUGAGCCUAGAAAGUCGGGCGAUGAAAAGUGGCUGGAAGAAAGCCACAGAAGCGAUCAAAUCUAUCAACGAAGCUGUCCAGCGAUAUCGAAAUGACGUUUUAAGCAUUGACAAUGGUUUAGAUAAAAUUUCUGAACCUGUUUCUGAGUUCUGUGAGAAAAUCAAGAGCGAAUCCGAAGCAGAGGAGGAACCCACAGAAAAAACUGACGAUCAGAUUCAGCUGUUAGUUGAGAUGGAAAUUAAAGAGGAAAAACCUCAUUACGAAGACUAUCAGCAGCACCAAUCUGAGGAGUCCUCUGAGGACUCAGAAGAAAAACCAAAGAAACAAACUGGUCGCAAAGGUCGCCGGAAAAGGUCGAACCAUUCAAAGUCAAACGAUAAAGUUAUGUGUGAUACUUGCGGACAGUUAAUUUCGCAGGUUUGUCUGGAAGGGCACCUGAAUCGUCAUUUAGGAAUAAAACCGUUUGUCUGUGAGAUUGAAGGCUGCGGACGUCGAUUGCAUUCAAAAUACAGCUUGCAGCAGCAUCGUCACCUACAUAAAUCCAUCAUGCGCUACUACGACUGCCCGGACUGUGGCAAGCGGAUCAAAGGAACCAGCAGUUGGCUACGACACAAGAAGAUGCACACGGAAGAACCAAAGUUUGCCUGUGAGGUCUGCGGAAAGAAGUUCCGACGAAAGACCAACCUGAAACUUCACGCCGUGGUACACACGGGAGUAGCUUUGUACCCGUGUGAAAUUUGUGGCAAAUACUUCACCGUCAAGCACAAUCUAGGUGCUCAUUACAAAACGCAUAAGAAGAAAGGAACGAACUCGCGAACAACGCAACCUCAACUGGAAACCAACUUGAAUCGAUUACCACUAACUGAGGAGCAAAACCAGCUUCCAUACGAAUCGUUGGACCAGUGAAAUUAUCCUACUUUUAGAUCUAAUUUUUUUACAAAAAAAACAAUUCUAAAAUUACCAUUAAUUACUAUUAUUGAAGAAGACGAAUCUCAUAGAGUAAUAUUCCAAACUAACCCUAAAAGCUU